AUGGCAGGUGGACGUGGACAACCAGGCUCCAGCUCUCGCGGCCGCGGCGGCAAGUUCAGAAAGUUUACUCGUGGAGGUGGCAAGCACUUUUCUCGCGACCUGCGCCCCCUCGAUGCCGAUGGCAAUGAAGUCAGCAUGUGGUCCGAUAAAGCCAAGAAGGACGACGACGACUCCGACGACAGCGAGGAAGAGGACUCUGAAGAGGAUUCCGAGGAUGAGUCCGACUCCGACGACGCCAAGCCCCAGGCUGGCGAGCUGUCCCGCGCCGACCGCAAGGCCGCGGCCAAGGCUCGCAAGGACGCUGCCAUCGCCAAAAAGAAGGGCCAGAACGUCGAGGUUGGCGAUCUCCCUCCUUCCGACUCCGAAGAGGACAGCGAUGACGACAUGCCUGCCAACCCGAAUCACUCCAAGGCCGCCCGCAACCAGACCAAGGCGCCCCCCAAAGAAGUCGAGGAAGCUACCGAGGGCGUCAAGAAGCUCGCCGUCGCCAACAACCGCAAGGAGCGCGAGAGCUUGGAGGCCGCGCAGGCCAAGGAGAGAUAUCGCAAGCUGCACGAGGCCGGCAAGACGGAUGAGGCCAAGGCCGACAUGGCCAGAUUGAGGCUCAUCCGUGAACAGAGAGCGGCCGACGCUGCCCGCAGAGAGGCCGAGAAGGAGGAGCGUGAAGCCCAAGAGGCUGCUAAGAGAGCUGAGAUUGAGAAGAAGGAGGCCAAGAAGAGGGAGGCUGCUUUGGGACCGGCCGUUAAGAAGGGCAAGAAGUCUAGCAAAUGA
This is a messenger RNA of Colletotrichum karsti, 771 nucleotides long. RefSeq names its product 28 kda heat- and acid-stable. The transcript has 3 exons. Gene Ontology annotation, cellular component: cytosol. NCBI's taxonomy places the organism in Eukaryota, Fungi, Ascomycota, Sordariomycetes, Glomerellales, Glomerellaceae. Gene Ontology annotation, molecular function: RNA binding. Bases 1 to 771 code for a protein of 256 amino acids. The record is from RefSeq and is a predicted model, not a curated record.